This is a messenger RNA of Aspergillus nidulans FGSC A4, 777 nucleotides long. Its product is annotated as sulfotransferase family protein. The transcript has 2 exons. Bases 1 to 777 code for a protein of 258 amino acids. Lineage: Eukaryota; Fungi; Ascomycota; Eurotiomycetes; Eurotiales; Aspergillaceae. The record is from RefSeq and is a predicted model, not a curated record.
AUGGGUCAAACGGCCUCAGUCCCCAAGCCAGGAACUCAGAUCCAAGUCAUUGGAGCCGGGCUGCCUCGUACUGGGACCACGUCCUUCAGCGCCGCCCUGGCCAUCCUCCUCGACAGCCCGGUCUACCACAUCAACACCCAGAUAACCGCCGGACACCCUACCGAGAUAAAAGCAUGGAUUCACAUCCUCCACGCUUGGGUCAAUGGCGACCGCACCGCCGUCUUGUCCCUGCUUAGAUCCCGUCUUACCGGCUACGCAGCCGUCACCGACACUCCGGGCUGUCAGCUUAUCCCAGAACUACUAGACCUCUACCCACACGCCAAGGUCAUCUGUACCGUGCGAGAUCCGGAAGCGUGGGAGCGGAGCAUGAUGCAGGCUCAUGGCAUGACGGUCUUUUGGUUCCUCAGAAUCCUUCUCCUCCCGCAACCAGGGAUGAGACAUUUCGUAGACUUCACCUGGUUGGUGCGACGGCUGUGGAGCGGUCGGUAUGCGGACGGUCGGCGAUUGAACUCAGUAAAGAACGUACGCGAGACGCUGCCCACUCGCGAGACGUAUGCGCGACAUCUGGCGUGGCUAAGGGACGUUGUCCCCGCGGACCGGCUGGUGAUGUUCGACGUGAGAGAGGGCUGGGGGCCGCUGUGUGAAGUUCUGGGAAAAGAGCUUCCUCCUAGUGAUGUACCCUUUCCGCAUGAGAAUGAUUCAGCUAGGAUUGAGCGAACGGCUAGAUAUCAUAUCCGGAGGGCUUUGCUGGAGUACAAGCGACCAAUGCAUUGUUAG